GGCUCGAGAAGAGGGUACAAAAUGGCGACUGGAUAAAAUAUUGGUUUACUUUGAUAUUCCUUAGUCACUGCAAAACGAAUGCAAAUAUGGACAGUAGCGAAUACAUGAGUUUUACUGCCCAGCUGAAAGAAGCUGAGAAGAUUUUCCUGAGACUUACCACAGAAGAAAAAGAAAAGGCAUUCAAAACUAUCCUUACAUUUAAAGCAAAGUGUACAGAAGCUGUUAACAAGUCCCAUGAAGCUGCUUAUAAACAGGACAAGGGAGCUACCAUUAAAACAACAAGGAAAAAAUCAACAACAAACAAGAAAAACAACAAAGAAAAUAAACAUGAUAAAGAGGAAAUAAGUAAUGAAUUAUUUAUCAGAAACUGUCUUGAUGAACUUGUUUCUGAUGCUGUUAGUGCAGUGGAAGAUAAAAAUAAAGUAUGGCCAUCAAAACGACUAAGGAAAAGAAAAUCCUCCACAUUACCAGAGGUCAAUAAUGAGGUUGAUGAUGAUGCAGCUCUGUCUCCCCCAGCCUGGGAAGAUGCAGGAGAUGAUACAGAUGAUUAUGAAUUCGCUAAUUCUCCUCUUUCUACGCCAUCAAAAAGAAAAAGGAAACAGAAUUUUCCAAGAAGAACUACAGCUUCAGAGAAAACAUCUCCAAAACAGAACUCAAAAAUGGAAGAUUCAAGAUCAGAAAAUGUUAACUUGAAAGUAGGGUUAUCACCAACAAGGGGUAUUGACUUAAAUGACGAUGACCCUGUGAUACUAAGACUUGCAAAAGAGGCAGUAGAGAUGGCAAAUGCCUUAUCUGAUGAAGAGUAUAUUGAUGAUAAACCUAUAAAGAAAAAGAGAAAAAUGAAAUCUAAGAGAUUCACAAAGCUAAAGAUUGGACGUCCCAGGAUCUUGUUUAAAUGCAAAGAGGAUAAUGAAACAUUCACUCAUUCAAUUUCUUAUUUUGAACAUAUGACCAAACAUGGGCAUAGUCCACUCUCUUGUAGGAUGUGUUUGAAUGAGUACGCAACAGCUGAUGAAUUUAAAGACCAUAUUUGCCAACCAAAAGAAUUUAAAAAAUGUAUUUAUUGUCCGAAGCAGAAUAAGCGAUUUCUUUGUGUCAAAGACUUAAGGGCACAUAAAAAAGAAAAGCAUGCAAGUGAAAUGAUGGCAAGAAACUAUAAGUGUUCCUUUUGUGACAAGGCAUUUACCACCAAACUAUGGCUUCAUCAUCACCUGAAAAACCAUGCUGAUGGAAAGAAAGUUUGUCUCAAGUGUGGCGAAUUUUGUAACGAUGAUGAGGCUCUUCAAGAACACAUGAAAAUCCAUGAGAAAGAUGUUCAUUACAAGUGUCUGAAAUGUGAUGCUGGUUUUUAUCAUGCACGUCAGUACGACCAACACUUACUGGGUCAUUAUCAGAGAGAAUGUAGUAUUUGUGAAACAAGUUUUCCGUCACGUACUGAACUUUCUCGUCACUGUAAGUCAGAACACAGCAUGAGUGUAAAUGAAGUCAACCACAAUAAACAGAAAUAUCCAUGUGACGAGUGUGAAAAAACAUUUGAUAGACCAAGUGCUUUAAUUGUACAUCAGAGAAUUCAUACAGGAGAAAGGCCAGUGGAAUGUAAACCAUGUGGACAGUUUUUCAGAACUAUGAAAUCACUAGCUAAACACAAACAAACAUACUCACAUACUCUAAAGGCUGGAGAAAAACUCAAGGAAAGAAAGUUCCUCUGCUCAGACUGUGGAAAAGCUUAUUUCAGAAAGCAUGCUUUACAGAGACAUAUGAGAUACCAUACUGGGGAAAAACCACAUACUUGUCAACAUUGUGGCUAUCAGUGCCGCGAGGCAAAUAAUCUCAAACGCCAUCUCUCACUCCACUUUGAAUCUGAAAGAAACUUCAUAUGUGAAUUAUGUGGAUCUGCUUUUCAUGCGAAGAAAACUCUUGAGAUGCACCAUGCUUAUAAACACAGCGAUAUCAGAGAAUAUGCUUGUAGUGUAUGCUCUUUAACAUUUAAAGCAAAGAAUGCUCUGAAACGUCAUUACAAAGUACAUUCCACAGAAAAAGAUCACAAAUGUUGGUGUGGCACAGCAUUUAAACGUAUGUACAAUCUCCGCAGGCAUCUAAAAACUGUACAUGGAGCAGACACUAUUUUACCUCCUGUAAGAAGAGUUCAACCUUUAGAUCAACCAACCAAAGCUCCUGUUUCUAAAACAGAUUUGCAAAAUCCAAAGAUAGUGGCUGAGAAGAAAGAGAAAGCUUCUAAACCUCGAAGGAAGCCCUAUCAAACAAUGCCAAGAGAAUUGGCAAACAAUCCAGAUAUGUACCAAUCUAUUACUCCUACUUCCUUAGCUGAUGAAAUCACUGAAGGUUUGAAGUAUGUGCCAUCUUUGUUAAUGAAUAUUGAUAACCGUAGGACUGACCACAAUACAAUGUCAUCAGCAGAGCAUUGUUAUAGUAUACAGACUUCACCACCGACAACUGUUCCAUCCCCUCACAGACAACAAGUCAUGAGGCAACAACAGCACACACCUCAUUCUCAAGCAGAACCAACUCAGCAUAUGACAACAGAAGAUGGGCAGCAAGGAAUCAGGUACAACACCAGUCACGAUGGUCAAGUGUACUCAAAUAUAAUGGAGCGUCCAGCACCUUUACCUCAUAAUAUUGACCCAAAUGAUCCAUUUAUGCAACACAUGAACACUUCAAUUGGAAAUCCAAAUUUUAUUCCACAAGCCGUGGCAUACUCCACCAUCAUGAGAGAAUAUGGGUCCCAGUUUCCCUUCAUACCAGAUGGGACUAACUAUCAUAAUUAUGUUAACAAGGCUGUCUAAAUUUUAGAUUGCAUGUUGUAUUAGAAUAUAUAAUGAUAGUGUAUAUUGUUUUAAUAAUAUGAUAAGUCUUUGUUUGAUUAUGCAUAAUAAUGGGCAUAUAUUUUUCCAAGCAAUACAUCCUAUAAUAAACACUUCAUAGUAGAUUGGUACCUUGUCUUCGGUUAAUUGAUCUGUAGAUGGCUUGUUAUGAAUACCUGAAUAGGGAACGUAUUAAGAUCAUGUUGUAAGAUAUUUUUUUCAUAUAUUUGUAGAUAUAUGUACAAUAACGAACUUUUCAGCGAUUUUUAUUUUAAACCAAUUCAAUUUUGAUUGUGUAAGGUUAAGAAAGGCAAAAAAAUAUAUUUAAUUAAAAAUAAAACUGAGGGAAAAUAUCCAAUCUACCCAAGCCUGACCCUCAUACAUGUACAUGUAAAACAUUUAUUUGCUUAUAAAUAAAUCUUCAAAAUUUUACUAGCAUUGUUCUUUUGUUUUGGCCAGUUGCAUAAUGUGAUAUAAUCUCACCUGAGUGGUUCCCAUGGAAACUAAUCAAUACAUCAAUGUGGAAGACAGUUUGGUGAUCAUUUUUCAUUUUGGUAAAAUGUAACUGAUUGGUAUUUUCCCUGCAUUAUAUACAUGUAUAAUUAGUAUCAGUUCAUUUGUUAUACUUUAACAAUGACAGUUGGUUUGUUUUUAAACAAUGAAUUAUGGUCAAUGAAAUGUAUUAAUACAUUUGUACAGUAUCAUGUAUAAACAUUGUUAAAUGUUGAUUUCAAAUGUGUUUCUUUGUUAGGAAAGAACUUGUAUAUGUAUAUACAUCCAUUUUUUUUCAUUGUUUUUUUAUGUUUUAUACUUUUAGGUAAAUUGCCUAUACAGUAUUUGUUAUAACAUUUGUUAUUUAACGAUUUUUAGUCCAAAUGAAUUAUUUGAUAUAGACUAUGGUCAUCCAUUUGGGUGUGUCCGUCUAGCAGUGAUGGCCUGUAUAUAAACAGGACCAAUUCCAAGAAUUUAAAUAGUCGAAGGUCUGUAAGUAUUAAUGGCCUGAAGAUACCUUGAAUUCUAGUCGCAUGUUAAUGUUUAGAAAGAAAUUGCCUUACUUUUGAUACCAAGAUGCCAUAUACAGUGAAUAUAAAUUAAAUGAUUUCACUCAAAUUAUUCCAUUUGAUUAACAUGAAUAACCAAUUUUACAUUUCUCUUCUAAAAAUGUUCUUUUAUCAUUUACAACACAACCACAAUAACAAAUACAUUUUCCCACAUAUAAACAACUUUACUCAUUUAAACAUUUAUUUUAAAAACCUGCUUAAGAGACCACCUGUAUUAGACAAAAACCUGUAUCAUAGGACUAUCAAUUUUAGAUUUCAUAUAGAUUGAAUCUCUAUUAAAAGUCCCGCCUGUCUUCAGAGACCACUUUUUUUCCUCAAGUGGACUCUUAAAACAGGUUUCACUGUAUAUAUCUAUACAUGUUUUGACUCCCAGACUAGAACCUUUUGAUAAAAACCAGACUGUUGAUACUUUAUGCACUAAGAUUUACAAACCAACUAGGUCAAAUGAGGAUUCAUAUUGUGAACCUUCAGGUGACUAGAAUUAAUUUUUGUUUGCCCCUUCGAAACUUAGAAUAUUGACUUUUAAAACUAUCUCUGUUAUCAUUCGUUAAUAGCUUUUUCAUUUUAUUUUGUGUGACUGCUGAUUCUUGUUCCAUUUUUAAUUGUUCUUGACUUUUUGUUAAUAAUUUUAUGCAAAAUGAUCAUAUUUGUAAACCUGUAUUUGUGAUAGUUAAAUAACUGUAUAUAGCUUAUCUGUUUCAGUGCUUUGUUAUAGUAAAAUCUGUUACCAAAUUGAUAUCACUUUUUCAUUUGGCGGGAUUGUUUGUCUUUCCUUUGUUCAUGUUGUUAUUGUAUAUGUUCUUUAAAGAUUUGAAGUUUAUUAAUUUGUUUACAUCAUGAAAAUCCUAAUUUUAUUUUGAUAAGAACAUAAUAUGAAGAACUAUUGUACAAGUAAUGAACAGUUGGCUUUUUAUAGAAUCAUUUACCUAUUAAUUUAGUAUACAAUGUACCUUUGCCAUCAAGUGGCAAGAACAUAAAAGGAAGGACUGGUAUAUUUUUUCUGUUUAUGUAGAAAUAAAAUAAAAAAUGGUGCAAACUGUAGAUAUUUUGAAUGUGGUUGAUAUUAUUGACACAAUGACAUAAUUUUGGUGAAAUCAUUUUUCUUUGACUAAAAAUUCCUAGAAAAAAUUACUUAUUUUGUUUGUAUGUAAAUGCCUAACCAUUUUGUAUACUGUUGUAUGCUUGGAAGUAACAGAUUGAAAUAUUUCAUGAAAUGUUUGAGUAAAAUUAUAACCCUUCACCUCAGAAAGAUGUCAACUGUAUAUGUAUGUGUAUUCGACCAAGUUUACUGUAUUUGGUUGCAUUGUGCGUUGCUAAUUUUCUAUGUGGAAUUUUGUGUAAUUUGCAAGUAGACAUAAUUUUGUAUGGUAUUUUAUGAUAAUUGUGGUUUACAAACUGCUUUGGUUUGAUUCUUUAUAAAUUGUUUCUUUUUAUGUUUGUUGAGGGUAUUUCUUGAUUAUGUGCUUGUUUAGAUUUUAACAAUUUUGACAUCAUAGAAUUCCUGAUAAUUAUUGGUUGAAUGAUUGUUGGUUGCUUAACGCGGCAUAAGCACAAAAAGGCUAUAUAAUUAAGAAAAUCUGCUGAAUCAUGAGGAGUUUUCUUUCUUUUAUAUGGAAACACAGAUUUCUUAUUUUAUUUUUGUGUCAAAUACAAAUUUUUAAAUCCUUUUAAAAAGAAUUUGGCUUGCAAAUUUUUCAAAAGAGGAAGUUUGAAACAGAUUCUUUUUCAGAACUAAAUUUUUAUUGAAAAAAAUAAUGGAAAUCUAAAAUGAUAUAAGACAAACUACAACCAUUUCCAUCAGGCACAUAGUUAAGGUGUCAUAGGUGGCCGUGAUGCUCUGACGCAAAUAGUCAAAUUUCAAUGUGAAUCUCAACUUAGAUAGUUAUACAUUCUUUUUGCUUUUCAAUAUAUUUAAUAUUAAGAAAUGCCUCUUUUUGUUUUGCUGUGGCUAUCACCUUGCUGUCAAUCAAUGUUGUUUUCAUCAUCUGUCAUUGUAUAAAAAAAAACUUCCUGUAAAAACCACUUGACCACUUUCAACUAAACUGAAUGACUGUUAGGGUAUUUAUUAGAAAGUUUAUGUUUCCUGGCUCUGGCAAUCAACAGACUUUGUUUAUAGAUAGAAGUUUGGCCAGGGUCAAAUUAAUAAAUUGUCCAAAAACUUUUCAAAAAUAAAAAAAAAGAUGGAGAAAAUCUUAAGUUAAAAUGUAAAAAUCUACCUCUUUUCAUUUUCGACCAU
Mytilus trossulus (common blue mussel) is the source of this 6119-nucleotide messenger RNA. Its product is annotated as zinc finger protein 37-like. Lineage: Eukaryota; Metazoa; Mollusca; Bivalvia; Mytilida; Mytilidae. The record is from RefSeq and is a predicted model, not a curated record. The transcript is spliced from 4 exons. The coding region runs from base 87 to 2804 and encodes 905 amino acids.